UGAACAUCCGUCGUUUUCACUCAAUCCCACCAUAUUUGAUCUUUGCCACCUACAUUCCUCUCUCCGUCCCUUUUCGACCAGAUCAGUUCAUAAUGCACGCCCUCCUUGGAAGUCCCGAAAAGCAACUAGUCUGCGCCGAGUUUAUCAAAGCUCUCGAGGACUGUCACGCCCAAGGCCUUUUAGCCAAAAUUACCGGCCAAUGUAAUAAGCCCAAGAUGAUCCUGAACGACUGCUUGCGUGAAGAGCGUAUAGAACGAACGACGAGGAAUAGAGACGAGGCGAAAGAGAGGAACGCGAGGAAGAAAGCGGUUUGGGAAGCGUUGGAGAGGGAGAAGGCUGAAGAGAAGGCCAUCUGAGUCUUGACCAGUCAGUGAGCGUCAUUGGGCGCCGGGGGAUGAGACUGGGAGAUGUUGGAGCUGGGGUCGAUCGGGCUUUUACGUUUUUGUCUGUCUAUUGUAACACUACCCGCAUUGUCAUUUCACCUCUCAAUCUUGUCAUUAUGCAUCGCAUGGGCUUCAGUAGAGGAGUAAAGAAGUCUCACCAGCUUUGUUGCACAAGAGCAAGUCAUCGCAGACCAGAACAGUUGUCGAUUGUGACGGGCAGAUAGGAACCGCCGGCCUAUCGGUGCAUAACUUACACUUGCAACGCCUCUGCUAUACAAGACUAAUGCUCCUGACCCCUGGCGGUACUCUCAGCAAGUCAAAAGUGCAGACUACUUCUUUACGCUGCGCUCAACUUCUGCGAUCACUAGUAGCCCGGCCUUUCGAAUGAUGUAGCCUAUGAGUUGUUGUGAUGCAAUAGAUACGGCAUGUUGAGCUGUCUCACCGUCGCAGAUCACCACGGUAGGGCUAGCAAUGGUCACUCGAGUCCUUUUGGCAUCGGUCAAGAUGCAAAGAUGGUAGGUGCUAUGCUC
Messenger RNA from Cryptococcus amylolentus CBS 6039, 913 nucleotides. RefSeq lists its product as hypothetical. The transcript has 4 exons. The coding region runs from base 93 to 356 and encodes 87 amino acids. The record is from RefSeq and is a predicted model, not a curated record. Lineage: Eukaryota; Fungi; Basidiomycota; Tremellomycetes; Tremellales; Cryptococcaceae. Gene Ontology annotation, cellular component: mitochondrion.